Messenger RNA from Neltuma alba, 1141 nucleotides. RefSeq names its product protein LURP-one-related 10-like. NCBI's taxonomy places the organism in Eukaryota, Viridiplantae, Streptophyta, Magnoliopsida, Fabales, Fabaceae. Bases 228 to 917 code for a protein of 229 amino acids. The record is from RefSeq and is a predicted model, not a curated record. The transcript has 3 exons.
UCGACUUCUUCGCCACCUCCUACAAGACGACACUGGUUCUUGUGGGUGUACAACUUGAAACUUCCGAUAUCAAAAUACAUUCACAGACACACAUAUAUAUGAGCUUUAGGCAACAGAAUAAUCAUCUCAGAGCAUAUUCACAACACAUAUAUACGUACUUGUGUUUACUGGCUAGGCCUAUAUAUAUAUAUAUAUAUCCCUCGUCGGUUUUUUUUUAGACCUGAAUCAUGGUUUAUACACAGCCGUAUGCCUCCACCUCCGGUGCCGCCCCUACCACAUCCGCACCGCCUUACCCAGCGCCGAUGGCUGUGGUGGGGCCACAGUAUUGUUGUCCAUAUCCAGUGGACCUAGCGAUUGUUAGAAAGGUGCUCACUGUUGCCGAUCAGUUCACCGUCACGGACUUAAACGGCAACGUCGUUUUCAAGCUUCGAGCUUCUGUUCUAACCCUCCAUGACCACCGUGUCUUACUUGACGCUGCUCAGAACCCCGUCGUCACUCUCCGCAGGAAGAUCAUGACAGCACAUGAUAGAUGGCAAGCUUUCAGAGGAGAUAGCUCCGACCCCAAAGAUCUCAUCUUUACUCUGAAACGAUCGUCUCUGAUCCAAUUAGUUAAGACCAAAUUAGAUGUGUUCUUGGCUUCUAAUACAUCGGAACAAGUUUGUGACUUUAAGAUCAAAGGAAGCUGGCUCGAACGAUCUUGUGUUGUUUAUGCUGGUGAAUCUAACAACAUCGUUGCCCAGAUGCAUAAGAAGCAUACAGUUGAAAGCGUUAUGUUCGGGAAAACAAAUUUCAUGGUGACAGUGUAUCCCAACGUGGAUUAUGCUUUCAUAGUGGCACUCAUUGUAAUUCUGGACGAGAUUAACAAAGACAGCAAAGGAGGUUCAUCAUCAAUAACCGAUGAUUUAUUCAUGUCGUAGGUUUUAUAGCAGAUUGUGACGUGUUGUGUUAUUCAUUGGAGCAUUAUUUUUAUAUAUAUAAUGAAUGGGUUGUGUGUAUAUUUUCAAUAAUUCAUUUAAAUUUACUGCCUAGCUGUUAGCUCUUGUGUUCGAUUCCAUUCGUAUGUAACGUGAAAUGAAAUGAGUGUUUACAUAUUGUCAUUCACUUGUCUUGUUAAAAAAAAAUUUCUUACGUUUUUCAGCAA